GAUCGAUGACCAAACGAGCUCCGAUCCGGAUGAAAUUUUAGUAUGUUGUUCCUCACAUCCUCUUCUUCAUAUCCAACGGUGGGAUUGUUGUUUUGACCUCUCGAUGUCGGUAAAACUGCCUCUGUUUGCUGCUGCAUUUUUGUAUGGGUUUUCUCACUUUUGAGUGAAGAUUAUUGUUGUUUGGUGUUCCAAGUUGUUGCUUGAUGAUUGUGUAAACCUCUAAUUGAUUUAGAGAGGAUUCUUGGUGUACCCACUGAUUUUUCUUGGUGAUUAGUGGAAGGCUCUCUUCUUCUGCCACGCGCUCUCUCUCUCUCGCGCUACCUGUUAUCAAUAUACCAUCCACCAGUUUUAUCUAUCCAGACUUCGCAGUUUCCUCGACAAUCUCCACCGCCUCGCUUGCCGACAUUCUGGGGACAAUACCCCAAAACCUAGGGAUUUGGAGUUUAUGUAUUUUCAUCUUCCCUUCUGCUGCUGCUGUGCCUGAUAUUUUGUCUUCGAUGAUAAAACCCUGUGUUUUCAUGUGUAAUGUGUCUGUAGAACAAUUCACUCUCCCUCUCUUCAUCUCUGCUACUUGUCACCGUUUUGGAGCUACGGACAGAGGUUUUCAUCGCCAGAUGGUGGAAGGCCCAUUACACGAGCUGAACCCUAUUGCUAUUCCAUCUUGUUAUAUAUCGAUUUGUCUAGUGAAGCAGCUUCAAUUCAUACGUCUUGAUUCCCUCCCCUUCCUUCUGCACUGAUAUCUCUGAGAAAUGGGUAUCGGUGUCACUUUGUUCACUUCUGAAAUCUCCAACCAGGCACCGUUCCUUUCGGCCGUCCUCGCCGGUCUUCAUGGUCUGCCGGUGCUUGAGCUUGCCUCCAUUUGCAUUCACUUGACGCUUUUCCUUGUGUUCGUCUCAGUUGUGUCCGCCAAACAGAUUUUCCUGUGCUAUGGCCGGAUUAGGACCUGCAAGGAGAGUUCAAACAUCUGUGCAGAAUCAGUUCCAGUUGGGAGAAGGGAUGAUGUUCAAAUCCAGAGGGUUGAAACCGACAGAAGCUACAAGCUUUCUCUUAUCUGUUGCUUCUAUGUGUUGUUCCUGUGCAUUGUUGUGCUGGGAUAUGAUGUGGUUGGUCUGAUAAGGAAGGCCGCACAAGGGGAGGAGAAUGUUGUGAAUUGGACCGUUAUACUUUCGCCUGCAGCUCAGAGUUUGGCUUGGUUUGUGUUGAGCUUCUUGGCAAUCUACUGCAAAUUCAGGGGAGCAGAAAAGUUCAAUUUGCUUAUGAGGGUUUGGUGGAGCCUGUCUUUUCUCAUAUGUUUGGGUACUUUGUAUGUCGAUGCUAGAGGGGUUGUAGCAGAAGGGUCAGCACACCUGAGUUCUCAUGUGUUGGCGAAUUUUGCUUCUACCCCUGCCCUUGCGUUCCUAUGUUUUGUUGCUAUUAGGGGGGAUAGCGGUGUACGAGUACACACGAACCCUGAUGCUGAACAGCCAUUACUGUUAGGGCAAGAAGAGGAGCCAGAGUGUCUCAAAGUCACUCCUUACAGCAAUGCUGGUUUCUUCAGUUUGACCACUCUUUCAUGGCUAAACCCUCUUCUUUCCACUGGUGCAAAGAGGCCACUUGAUCUGAAAGACAUUCCACUCCUUGCACAAAAAGAUCGUUCCAAGACCAACUAUAAACUCCUGACUUUUAACUGGGAGAAGUUGAAGGCUGAAAACCCAUCUGGACAACCUUCUUUAGCUUGGGCUAUAUUGAAAUCUUUCUGGAGGGAGGCUGCAUGCAAUGCAAUCUUUGCUGGGGUGAACACACUGGUUUCGUAUGUCGGGCCGUACAUGAUUAGUUACUUUGUAGAUUACUUAGCAGGGGUUGAAGCAUUCCCCCAUGAAGGGUACAUUCUCACUGGAAUUUUCUUUGUAGCAAAGUUGGUAGAAACAUUCACAAGCCGGCAAUGGUAUCUUGGGGUUGACAUUCUGGGAAUGCAUGUUAGGUCUGCUCUCACUGCAAUGGUAUACCGCAAGGGACUCAAGCUAUCAAGCUCUGCCAGGCAAAGCCACNUCCUCUUCAAAUCAUCCUCGCUCUUGCAAUUCUAUACAAGAAUGUCGGAAUUGCAUCUGUUGCGACCUUAAUUGCUACCGUCAUAUCCAUUGUUGCAACAAUCCCAUUAGCACGGAUUCAAGAAGACUACCAAGACAAUUUGAUGGCUGCUAAGGAUGAUAGAAUGAGAAAGACUUCUGAAUGUCUUAGGAACAUGCGGAUUCUAAAACUGCAAGCUUGGGAAGAUAGGUACCGUCUUAUGUUGGAAGAAAUGCGCAGUGUGGAAUACAAAUAUCUGCGCUUGGCUCUUUAUACCCAAUCACUAGUUACUUUCAUUUUUUGGAGUUCACCUAUAUUUGUUUCAGCUGUUACUUUUGGCACCUGCAUAUUGUUGGGGGGUCAGCUUACAGCAGGAAGUGUCCUUUCUGCUCUUGCCACUUUUAGGAUCCUUCAGGAACCACUUAGAAAUUUCCCUGACCUGGUUUCAAUGAUGGCUCAGACAAAAGUAUCUAUUGACCGAAUAUCUGGAUUUCUAAUGGAGGAGGAGUUGCAGGAAGAUGCAACUAUUGCAUUGCCCCGUGGAAGCAGUAACGUGGCAAUAGAAAUUAAGAACUCUGACUUUUGCUGGGAUGCAUCUUCUACAAGGCCAACGUUGUCUGCCAUACAUUUGAGAGUUGACCGUGGAAUGCGUGUAGCUGUCUGUGGCGUGGUGGGUUCUGGCAAGUCAAGCUUCCUUUCUUGCAUCCUUGGUGAAAUCCCUAAACUCACUGGUGAAGUUCGGAUUUGUGGAGCUGCAGCUUAUGUCUCUCAGUCAGCUUGGAUACAAUCUGGAACCAUAGAAGAUAACAUUCUCUUUGGCAGUCCAAUGGAUAAAUCUAAGUACAAAAGUGUGAUCCAUGCAUGUUCGCUGAAAAAGGACUUGGAGCUUUUUUCGCAUGGUGACCAGACUAUUAUCGGCGAUAGAGGCAUAAAUCUUAGUGGUGGCCAGAAGCAAAGAGUGCAGCUAGCGAGGGCACUCUAUCAGGAUGCAGAUAUAUAUUUGCUUGAUGAUCCAUUCAGCGCUGUUGAUGCACAUACUGGAUCUGAAUUGUUCAAGGAGUACAUAAUAACAGCCCUUGCUACAAAAACUGUGGUGUUCGUAACUCAUCAGGUUGAGUUUUUGCCUGCUGCUGAUAUGAUAUUGGUUCUUAGGGAAGGCCGUAUCACUCAAUGUGGAAAAUAUGAUGAACUUCUUGAAGCAGGAACUGACUUCAGGAGUCUGGUUUCAGCGCAUCAUGAAGCAAUUGAAGCUAUGGACAUCUCUUACCUUGAGUGCGAAGAACAAGACGAACAUCAUCCUCUUGAUGGAUCAAUUCUAAUGAGUAAAAAAUGUGAGUCAAUAGGAGCUAAUAUUGACACUAUGGCAAACGAAGUGCAAGAAAGCGCAACUGCUGCUGAAAAAAGAGCAAUCAAAGAGAAAAAGAAAGCUAAACGUGCUAAGAAAAAGCAGCUUGUUCAGGAAGAGGAACGUGAGAGAGGAAGGGUUAGCAUGAAGGUUUACCUAUCAUAUAUGGGAGCUGCAUAUAAAGGCUUAUUAAUUCCUCUUAUCAUUAUUGCACAAACAUUAUUUCAAGUUCUUCAAAUAGCUAGUAACUGGUGGAUGGCUUGGGCAAAUCCUCAAACCCCUGGAAAUGAAGCAAAAACAAGUAGUUUGGUUCUUCUUCUGGUUUAUAUGGCCCUUGCCUUUGGGAGCUCGUUCUUUAUUUUUAUUAGGGCUGUUCUGGUUGCUACUUUUGGUCUAGCUGCAGCACAAAAGCUGUUUUUGAACAUGCUGAGAACAGUUUUCAGGGCACCAAUGUCUUUUUUUGACUCCACUCCAGCAGGGCGUAUUCUAAAUCGUGUCUCUAUUGAUCAAAGUGUCAUUGAUCUUGAUAUUCCAUUCAGACUUGGAGGCUUUGCUUCAACAACGAUCCAGCUGCUCGGUAUUGUUGGUGUCAUGACAGAAGUAACCUGGCAGAUUUUGCUUCUUGUUAUCCCAAUGGCAAUUGCUUGCCUCUGGAUGCAGAAAUACUAUAUGGCUUCCUCGAGGGAAUUGGUUCGGAUUGUCAGCAUUCAAAAAUCUCCAAUCAUACAUCUCUUUGGUGAGUCAAUUGCUGGAGCUGCUACAAUCAGAGGUUUCGGGCAAGAGAAAAGAUUUAUGAAAAGGAAUCUCUAUCUUCUUGAUUGUUUCACACGCCCAUUCUUCUGCAGUAUAGCUGCUAUAGAAUGGCUCUGCCUACGCAUGGAGUUGCUUUCAACAUGUGUCUUCUCAUUUUGCAUGGUUUUGCUUGUGAGUUUUCCCGUUGGAAGUAUAGAUCCGAGUAUGGCAGGACUUGCCGUAACAUAUGGGCUGAACUUGAAUGCACGCCUAUCACGGUGGAUACUUAGCUUUUGCAAGCUUGAAAACAAAAUUAUUUCUUUAGAAAGGAUUCAUCAAUACUGUGAAAUACCCAGUGAGGCUCCAAUGGUUAUUGACAGUUCUCGGCCUCCAUUGUCAUGGCCAGAAGAAGGAAACAUUGAACUCUUUGAAUUAAAGGUCCGUUACAAGGAGAAUCUUCCUACAGUACUCCAUGGCAUAUCUUGCAUAUUUCCUGGCGGGAAGAAAAUUGGAAUUGUUGGCCGAACUGGAAGUGGGAAGUCUACUCUGAUUCAGGCCCUAUUCCGAAUGGUCGAACCUGACGGGGGAAGAAUAGUUAUUGACAAUAUUGACAUUUCAACUAUCGGAUUGCACGAUCUUCGCAGUCGCUUGAGUAUAAUACCCCAAGAUCCUGCAUUAUUUGAAGGCACUAUUAGAAGCAACCUUGAUCCCCUUGAAGAAAAUACGGAUGAACAAAUAUGGCAGGCACUUGACAAGUCACAACUUGGAGAUAUAAUUCGACAAAAAGAGCAAAAACUGGACACCCCAGUGUUAGAAAACGGUGACAAUUGGAGCGUAGGGCAGAGGCAGCUUGUAUCUCUAGGCCGGGCACUACUGAAACAGGCCAGGAUCUUGGUGCUGGACGAAGCAACAGCCUCAGUGGAUUCAGCCACAGAUAACCUAAUCCAAAAGAUUAUCAGAACAGAAUUCAAGGAUUGCACCGUCUGCACCAUCGCACAUCGCAUCCCUACUGUAAUUGAUAGCGACCUUGUUUUGGUCCUCAGCGAUGGUCGAAUAGCUGAGUUUGACACCCCAGCUCGACUACUAGAGGACAAGUCCUCUAUGUUUCUAAAGCUGGUCUCAGAGUACUCGUCAAGAUCUAGCGGCAUGCCUGAUUUCUGAUUCUUGACUUCUUCUAGAGUCAGAGGUACAAGCAUUUCAUGGAAAUAGCCGCGGGUCCCGGUUCACGCUGCAACGUACAAACCAGACAGCUGCUGCUGCAAGGGGAAGGGUUGGGGAAGAACAAGUUGAAGGGUUAAAGAAAAUGAUUGUGCCAUUUGUAAUUUGCCUUUCCUCUGGGGUGGGGUGGGGUAAAAUUCUCUCCUUUUUUUUCACACGUUUGUAGAAACUGAGAAUAGAACAGUAAAUUUUGUAGUGGAAGUGGAAAAUGGAGUCUUGUAACUUUUCUUUCAUGUUUCUUACCAUGUCCCUCUAUUUUUCUUUUCACCUGCCUGUAAGUCUAGCUGCCCAUGUUGGUUGGUUUUUAUUUAUAUGUAUAUGGAGUACAUUAAGCCACGU
Cuscuta campestris is the source of this 5680-nucleotide messenger RNA. The record is from the annotation of a GenBank genome assembly. Lineage: Eukaryota; Viridiplantae; Streptophyta; Magnoliopsida; Solanales; Convolvulaceae.